Molecule: messenger RNA, 4329 nt
Organism: Mugil cephalus (flathead mullet)
Lineage: Eukaryota; Metazoa; Chordata; Actinopteri; Mugiliformes; Mugilidae
Gene: zc3h18
Product: zinc finger CCCH-type containing 18
Exons: 20
Coding region: 199-3693 (1164 amino acids)
Molecular function (GO): metal ion binding
Source: RefSeq, a predicted model, not a curated record
GCAUGUUGAUGACGUCGAGGUAAUGGCCGCUCUUGCUGUGCCGUGCGGGGUGUUUUAUUUUCUCCGCCACAGCGGCUAAAUUAAACCAUUUAAUAUUUAUUACAGAUCGUACGAAGAAAUAUCAGCGGGAGAGGGACGUUGCUAAGGCACCAGCGCCGUCUUUAAAGAGCUCCGGGUCGGCAAGCAGAAUAUUCUCUGAUGGAUACUCCAGAGAGCCCUACACAGUCCCCUCAGUCUCCUGAGGACGAGGACAAGGGUGUUUCUGACAGCGAGCUGCUGGAGUCUCCGGAUGAAGACGAGGACAGGGUCGUCUCAGACAGCGAGGUGCUGCGAGACGACGAGAACGAGGGGCUGGUGGAUGAGGAGGACGAGGAGGAGGCGGCGGAAAGCCAAGGGAGAGGCUCCGAGUUGGAGGACGAAGUGGUCCCUGACUUUGUCUCCGAUCCGGAGGACGAGGAACCUGAAGGAGGAACAGGCGGGGUGGGGCAAGAAGAUGAGACCAUUGUUCUGAUGGAGGGGGACGAAGAUGGUCCACAGGGGCAGGAGGAGGAGGAGGAGGAGGAGGAGGAGAGGGAUGAAGAGGAAGGAGUCGUUGACACACCACAGUCUCCAGACUCGGAGCCAGAUCACGUCAAGAGUCUGGUGACUGAAGAGGACGGAGAAGAUGGAGAGGACGGGUUCGAUGCCUCAGCAGAGCGGGAGCUGGAUGACGAAGACGAGGAGGAGGAGGAGGAGGAGGAGGAGGACAAACUCAAGGCUGAGGAGGCUGAGAGGAGGAGAGUGGCUGCAGCGAGGCAGAUGAAGGACGACUCUGCGUCAGUUUCUCGAGAGCUGGAUGAGCACGAACUGGAUUACGACGAGGAGGUCCCCGAGGAGCCCAGCAUCCCCGCACACGAGGACGAGGAGGACGAGGACGACGUGAAAGCGGAGCGGGAGGACGAGGAGGAGAGCGACGACAAGACCACUAAGAAGAAGGAGAAGAAACUAAUCCUCCCGCCGUCUCCAAAGGACAGGACGGACGAGUCUAAGGGUCCCGAGAGGACACGGCGAGACUCCUUCAGAGACAAGAAGAAGGACGAGGACGAUGGGGAGAUCGACGAGGGAGAGAUUGACGACGACGACCUGGAGGAGGGGGAGGUCAAAGAUCCAUCGGACAGGAAGAUCAGACCACGUCCCAUCUGCAGGUUCUUCAUCAAAGGUAAUUGUACGUGGGGAAUGAACUGCAGGUUCAUCCAUCCCGGAGUCAACGACAAAGGGAACUAUUCCCUCAUCACGAAGCCGGACCUGUUCUCACCGAACGGGGCCCCCCCAGGAGGACCCCACCCCCUCAUCCCUAAUAACCCCUGGACCGGACCGGCUGUGGAGGAGCUGCCUCCUCCUCCUCCUCCGGCGGAUCCUCCUGUGGAAAGCGCCUGGGAGAGAGGACUGCGACACGCCAAAGAGGUGCUGAAGAAGGCGACCAUCCGUAAGGAGCAGGAACCGGACUUUGAGGAGAAACGUUUCAACGUGACAAUCGGAGAAGACGAGAGGGAGCUGGACAAAGAGAACGAGUUCUUCAGAGAACGCAGCUACCGCAUCAUCAGAGAUGAAAUGGACUUCAGAGAUCCUGUUUAUGGCAACGAUCCUUACGCCGACCCGUACUAUGACUACGAGAUGGAGGCUCUGUGGCGAGGAGGCCAGUACGAAAACUUCAGAGUUCAAUACACAGAAGCUCCUCUUCCCUACCACUACAGCGAACGUGAGCGCGACCGCGACCCCCGGGAACGCCACCGCGACCGCGAGAGGGAACGCGACCACCGGGAGAGGGAGCGCCGGCAACGGGAGAGGGAGAGGGAGAGGGAGAAGGAGCGGGAGAAGGAGAGGAUGAGGAGGAAAGAGGAGUGGGAGAGGGACCGGAUGAAGAGGGACGAGAAGGACAGGCCCAGGAUGCGUCCUCCGCGGGAAAUCCGGGAGAAGAAGGACGAGGACAAGCUGAAGCCACGCUCCCCCCUCGGCUUGCCCCCCAACAGGCCAAUGGAGCCUCCUUUAAAGAAGGACGUUGUUCCAGUCAUGCGGCGGCCAGACGAGUGGAAGGACCCGUGGCGAAGGUCCAAAUCUCCAAGAAGACGCCCGGGGCUGGGUUCCCCGCCACGAGGACGCCGGCGACACCGGCCCUCAGGCUCCUCCGUCUCCCUGUCCAACUCCUCCAGGUCUUCAUCGCGCUCUUCGUCCUACACGGGUUCUGGCUCGUCUCGUUCUCGUAGCCGCUCCUCCUCCUUCACCUCCUGCUCCAGCCACACCUCCCAGCACAGCUCCUUCAGCGGCAGCCGCUCCAGGUCUCGAUCUUUCUCCACGUCUCCUUCGCCGAGUCCAGCGGGACCGAGGAACCCGAAGAACAAACCAGACCUUCAUCCUGUGUUACCGAAAGGCAUGCCAUUGAAGCCGGGUGCCAUGCCCCCUCCUCGCAGGGAAAAGCCUCCCAUGAAGAAAGCGCCCAGUCCUCCUCCCCCCGGCGGGAUGCAGGGCGGCCGGCCUCCCAAGCCCAUGCUGGAGGGAGGGGGGAAGCCGCCCCCCAACCCUCGGGAAGCUGCAGCUGCAGCCGGCGGCCCGGGCGCUGGUGGGGCAGGAAGACCACCGCCCCCCCGGGAACCCGGGAAACCUCCCAACCCCAGAGAGGGCAGACAGAAAGCACGGCAGCAGCAUCCUCCACGGAGGCGAACCGUCAGUGGGAGUGUCAGCGGAAGUGGAAGCAGUUAUUCUGGUUCUAGCUCCAGAUCCAGGUCCUCGUCCAACUCCCUGUCACGCUCACGCUCCGGAUCCAGAAAGUCCAGGAAAUCCAGGUCUCUGAGCGUCAGCAGCGUGUCCUCCGUGUCCUCGGCGUCGUCCAGCAGCAGCUCUGUGCGCAGCGCCGACUCGGACGACAUGUACGCAGACCUGGCCAGCCCCGUGUCCUCCGCCAGCUCCCGGUCGCCAACUCCCAACCACCCCCGCAAGGACCGGGGGCCCCCGAGAGACCGGCCCCCCCACCCAAGAGACCGGAACAGGGAGCGACCCUCAAAGAAAGACGAGCCCUUCAGGGAGGACCGCAGGAAGCUGGACCAGGCCAGCGCCCCCCCGAGAGGAGGCAACCCCAUGCCCAGGUCCGGACCUGGGAACCGGGGCGGCCACCCGCUCCACCCCCCACCCUCCGGAAACAUGGGCCCUCCGGGGAACUACGGGGGCUCCGGUUCCCACAAGGACAUCAAGCUCACGCUCCUCAACAAGCAGCAGGCAGACAAAGGCAACAGGAAGCGGUACCUUCCGUCGGACAAGGACCGGCCCGGUUCUCCGCUCAGUAAGAGAAUGGCCAUGUCUCCGGACAGAGGCCGUGAUAAAAGGAUGCCGGGUCGCCCCCCCCUGUCCCCCCGGAUGGAUCGGCCCAGAGGCCAGGGGCCGCGACCCCUGCCCCCCCAGGGAGACCGGAAACGUCCUCUGUCUCCUCCCCCGAAGUCGUCUGGGAAAGGUCCCAUGGCUCCGCCUGGUAAGCCGGUCCCCCCGGGCUCCGCCGCGGCUGCUGGUUCCGGUUCCGGUUCCGGUUCAGGCUCUGGUUCUGGUUCUGGUUCUGGUUCUGGUAAACCCAGUAACACGCUGUCGCGCCGGGAGGAGCUGCUGAAGCAGCUGAAGGCCGUGGAGGACGCCAUCGCCAGGAAACGAGCAAAGAUCCCGGCCAAGUAGCCGCGGACGUCUGUCUGUCUGUCUGUCUGCACGGCCUCAGUGGACAGGACGGGACAGGACGGGACGGGGAGGGGGUCCUGGGACGGGGAGGGGGUCCUGGGACGGAGCGUCUCCGGCCCCGCCCCCUAAACAACGGAUGUGUAAAAAGUGUAGGUGUCUGGUUCGUGUAUAAACGCUGUAGUGAGUUAACGGGAAGACAUGGACUCUGUUGUCCCCCCGUCCCCUCGUCUUUAAGGGGGGGGGUGUAUUUGUGUAUGUGACAGCAGAGAAACAGACGAAGCGUCUCCCCCCGUGUGAUGAGGACAGAUUUAUACUCUGAACCUGCUUCUGUCUCCGGUUCCUCCGCCAACGUCCACAGCUUCUUCCCGCGUCCACGUCCUUUUUAAUCUUCUGCCUUUUGUUUCUUCUUAGCUCUUCAGUCGUAUGUUUUUACUCCCGUCUCACUUUUAGUUGGAGGAAUGUGGAGGAGCCGCGGGGACGUUUAGAGGCGACACGUGUCUUUGCUUUUGUGACAAGAAGCCUUGGAAAUAAACUAUUUUGAUAAAGAGCAGGAGUCACGCGUGUUUUGUCUCUGCUAUAAAUAGCAGGAGGAGGAAUGUGCUAUAAAUAAACCUUCGUCCUGUCCGACCAAUCACA